Messenger RNA from Caenorhabditis sp. 36 PRJEB53466, 1448 nucleotides. Lineage: Eukaryota; Metazoa; Nematoda; Chromadorea; Rhabditida; Rhabditidae. The record is from the annotation of a GenBank genome assembly.
AUGGAUUGGAAAGUGACCGUAAUCACUUACAACGUGGCGAUGAAGCCGUCGGAUUCGCAGGCAGUCAACAAUUUGCUCGCGGAGCAAGUAGACGAGCAGACGCACGUGGCGGCCGUCGGAUUGCAGGAAGUGGCGCACUCGGAGACGAUCGGAGGCGCCGUGCAGACGUGGGCGGCCGCCGUGGCCGAGUGGAUGAACCGGAAGGCGCGCAUGGUUCUGCUGGCCAAGAACUACCAGGCCACCAACCAGAUAUUCGUUUUUGCACGCAAACAACUCAUCGGACAAGUGCGAAAUCGCCUUAAAACGAAGAAUUUCUGAAUUUGCGUUCUCAGAUAAAACGGAUCGAUUACCGUUUCGAGCGGAACACGAUGGGCGGUCUGACCGGCCACAAGGGAUCGAUCGGAGUGCGUCUGCAGCUGAACAGUCCCUAUUCGGUCGUUUUUGUGGACAGCCAUUUCAUGCACGGUCCCGAACAAUAUCGGAAACGCGUCGAACAGUACCACACCAACCGGACUUGCACUUUUUAUGAGGAUAAGAGUGUGAGGUGAGGACCGACGAGGAAAAAUUCAAAAAAAAACCUAGAAAAUAAAACGAUUCUCACAUUUCAGGGCCGCUUUCUGGUUCGGAGACUUUAAUUUCCGUGUGGAAGAAGACAUGGACGUGGUGAUUCAAAAGAUCAAAAACGGCACAUUUCUAGAGCUCCUAGGUGCAGAACACCCCUUUUCUUACUCAUUUUCACCCAUCUCUCCAAUUGCAGACAGUCGUGAGCAGCUGAAAAGAGCCAUGAUCGAGCGAGACGCGUUUAUCGGAUUCCAUGAGCAACCGAUCACGUUCGAGCCGACCUACCGAGUCGUUGUGGGCACUUCGGAGCCGGACGGGAAGCGAGUGCCCUCGUGGACGGACAGAGUACUGUACAAGGGCGACGGCAUCACCGCAUUGGAGUACUCGAACAAUAAAAAAGCGCUGGCAAGCGAUCAUUUGCCCGUCGUUGCCAAGUUUCGGAUAACGGUAGGCUCACGAAUGAGUACGGUAGCUUACUGUGCUCUCUUCAGGCUCCGGUGGCUCCGAAACCUCAAUGGCAAGUGGUUUUCGAGCAUCUUCCGCCCUGGUAUCGAUCGGUUCCGCUGAUCGGACGGUUCCAGGUCAACGAACUGUAUUACAAGCAAAACGGAAGUUAUCGGGACUGGAUUGGAGUGUUUCCGGUAAGUUGAUCGUGAGAAAAUCGCAUCCGAUCGAUACAUUUGCAGGCCUCGAUCGACGACUGCACAUCGGCCACCAACUGGAUUUACGCGGCCACGUGUUUCGAGCAGACGAUCGAAGAGGAGAAGUUCAUGGCGUGCGAGUUCACGGACCUUCCGCUCGGCACCUACCGUCUCGGCUACUUUUCAGUCUACCUCAACUGCCUCGUCGGACUCUCCAAAACUUUCCAAAUGACUGACCAACCCUAG